Messenger RNA from Ostrinia nubilalis (European corn borer), 1911 nucleotides. RefSeq lists its product as uncharacterized. The coding region runs from base 1 to 1911 and encodes 636 amino acids. Gene Ontology annotation, biological process: autophagosome-lysosome fusion. The transcript is spliced from 13 exons. The record is from RefSeq and is a predicted model, not a curated record. Lineage: Eukaryota; Metazoa; Arthropoda; Insecta; Lepidoptera; Crambidae.
AUGACUAGCGACCCACCCCUGCUUCGCCCAGGCUGCACGUUCCCCCCUCGCUGGCACGGGCGCUGGUUCCAGUCGGGGGUGAUCCAGCCCAUCAUCAUAGAGGGAGACCGCCUCUCCAACAAGGGGAAGUGCGUUUCGUCAGAGGGAGACAAGUUUCUGAUAGUUGACGAGAAAGGCUGUUACCGCUGCGUCGUGAUGCACGAAAAACAUCAGAAUGUCCUACAAUAUAAAGAAACGUUCUGCUACCGCCGAGAUGCCCUGCCUCACCUGUGCACCCUCAUCACGGGAGAUGCGCUCUUGUACUCGAUGUUUCGGGAGAAUGCAGACCCGGUGGACUGCCCUCUGAAGGGACCCUUCUCUUUUACUUACAACAGGGGUCAUGGUGACUGCAAAAGCCCGGUGUCCUCGAUCGAGAGCUGCACUGAGGACUCGAGGCUACUCCUCAACUAUCAAGCCUGCCCUGACGUGCACGGUUCUGAGAGCACCGUGGAGGAACUGGAGUGCCUAGCAACGUGGAAGGAGGGCAGCCUUCGGUUCCUGGUGGGCAAACUGCACCACAACCACGCGACCAGCAACGAGGACCGCUACCGCUGCUUCGUCUACGAGAAGACAAAUGGUAUUGCAUCAGGAAGUGCAGCGAAAGACGGCCCCAGCGCCCCUGGUGGCGUGGAGUACAGAGUGGCCCAGUCUGGUGACGCGACCUGCAACGGCCUGUUCAGCGCCACUGAAGGCUCCAGGACUAUGGCUUUGAAGCGAGUAUCAGUUCGCUUCAACUGCCAGUUCCCGUCCUGGAUGACGUUCUCGCACACGUGGCACACGCUAGACUUCAGCAGCAACUACACGUUCUACCAGCGGAACGCGACGCUACGGAUCAGCAACCAGACCGGAGCUGAUAUUAAAGUCUACUGUGUGAAUGUGAAAGCCAGCUCUCCCAGUGGAAACUCCGUGGCUUUGGUCGCGCACUGGCAGCACCAUUGCAGUAACUACACGUUCUACCAGCGGAACGCGACGCUACGGAUCAGCAACCAGACCGGUGCUGAUAUUAAAGUCUACUGCGUGAAUGUGAAGGCCAGCUCGCCCAGUGGAAACUCGGUGGCUUUGGUCGCGCACUGGCAGCACCACUGCGUGUCCCGCUACGUCUGCGUGGUGCUGUACCGGCGGGACACGUACAUAGCUGAGCUGCAGCGAGGCGCGCCCACCGCGAGACCCGACGAGGCGUGCUCGCCGCAUCACUUCAAUGCCGUCACGGCGCCCUACGUCACGCUAGUCGCAAGCAAUCCAGAAUCGAAAGAGUGCCCUUACCCUGGAAAAUACAGCAUCCAGAACAGCAGACAGCAACGGGACGUGCGCUCCCUCGACAGGAUACACAGGAGCAAACGGGAGUCGAUCCUGGAGCGUAGGGUUAACGGGACGAGGCUGUUCAACUUUAGCGUAAGGAACAUGUCGGAAGAGGCCAUUUUGAGGAGUCGGAGGCAGGCGGAGGAUUACGCGUGUUCAAGCAGCUAUAGCAGACUGGAGGUCGGCUGUAACUCCGCUAAGAACAUGGAGUUCUAUUCCACUUGUGAGAAUAGGGAGUUAGUUACAGCGUAUACGUGCCACGGCGGCUGGUACGAGAAUGGCGUCUCGUUCGUAGUGACGACGCCGGUAACGCGCGACAGUACCGCAGCACGGCGCUACUGCUUCGUGUCCCAAGACACGCGCGGGGGGGCACUGGGUGUAGCGCGCUCGCCAAACAACUGUGAGAGAGGGGCUCAUCAGUCUAUGGUCUUCGACGCCACUGCUACUGCGCGGCGCUACUGCUUUGAGUCUGAAGACACGCGCGGGGGGGCGCUGGGGGUAGCGCGCUCGCCGAACAACUGCGAGAGAGGGGCGCAUCAGUCUAUGGUCUUCGACGCCACUGCUACUGGUUAG